CAAAAAUUAAGUAGUCGUAGUUAGAAGAGUUUUAAUUAUUCGUAGUACCGUAAGAUUAACUACUUGUUGACACUAUAUCUAUAUAUGCAUAAAUAUAUAUAUAUAUAUAUAUAUAUAUAUAUAUAUACACAGUAUAAUACCACGUGUUUAUCUUAUUUUUCAAACUCAAACAUUCUAACCGACUCAAGGGCAUUUAAAUAAACCACGUGCUUCAUUAUUAUUUUAAUUAAACAGGAUAAUAAUUAAAAUGAUGGGAGAAAAAGUUCUUGUAAUCGGUGGUGGAGGACGAGAACAUGCAAUUUGUUGGAAACUUGCCCAAUCACCUCAAGUUGAAAAAAUUUACGUGUCACCUGGCAAUUGUGGUAUGGAAAAAAUAAAAAAAGUAAAUUUAAUAAAUAUUAAUAUUAAAAAUAACAAAGAAGUAACUGAGUGGUGUAAAAAAAAUUCAAUAACACUAGUAGCAGUAGGUCCAGAAGAAUAUUUAGCAAAUGGGAUAUCCAACGAGCUAAAGACUGCUGGGAUAAUGUGUUUUGGUCCAGAAAAGUCAUCGGCUUUGAUAGAAUCUGACAAAGACUGGGCCAAGUCAUUUAUGGAUCGUCAUAAAAUUCCAACUGCACAGUGGCGUUCGUUUACUUCUGCUACGGAAGCCAAAGCGUUUGUUAAAACUGCACCGUUUCGUGCUUUAGUAAUAAAAGCAACAGGUUUAGCGGCUGGUAAAGGCGUUGUGGUGGCUGCUGAUGAAAACCAGGCUUGUAAAGCAAUCGAUGAGAUGUUGGUUGAGAAAAAAUUUGGCUCCGCUGGUGAUACGAUUGUCGUUGAAGAGCUUCUUGAAGGAGAAGAAGUUUCAAUGCUGGCAUUUACUGAUGGAAAAACUGUUAAGAUGAUGCCACCGACGCAAGAUCAUAAGAGAAUAUUUGAUGGUGAUCUUGGUCCAAAUACCGGCGGAAUGGGCGCUUAUGGUCCUUGUCAUUUGAUAGAUUCAAAUGACCAUGAAACUGUCAGGACCCAAGUUCUUGAUGCAGCGAUUCAGGGUUUUCAGCGGGACAAACUUCCAUACGUUGGUGUUUUGUACGCAGGACUGAUGCUGACAAAGAAUGGACCCAAAGUUUUAGAAUUUAAUUGCCGAUUUGGUGAUCCAGAGACUCAAAUAAUUAUGCCUCUACUUGACUCGGAUCUUUUUCUGAUAAUGAAAGCUUGUUGUCAAGGCAGAUUGUCAGAUAUCAACAUCAACUGGCACUUGAAUAAAUUUGCCGUUGGAGUAAUUUUGGCUUCACGCGGUUAUCCAGCUUCAUCUUCAAAAGGUCAAGUGAUAACUGGCAUAAAUGUGAUUGAAUCACGUCCAAAUCAUUAUGUAUUUCACAGCGGAACUGCUUUAUCUAAUGGAGAAAUAGUCACUAAUGGCGGAAGAGUUUUGAUAACAACUUGUUUGUCUAGUUCUCUAGAAUCUGCGGCCGCUAAAGCGACAAUUGCAGCCCGCGACAUAACAUUCGAUGGCAAGCAAUACCGACAUGAUAUCGCACAUAAAGGAAUAGCUUCCUCAAUUUUAAAAUCCGGAAUUUUAUCCUACAAGAGUAGUGGAGUUGAUAUUGAAGCUGGAGAUUCAUUGGUAGGAAAAAUAAAAGCUCUUGUCGCAGGAACAAAACGUUCAGGAGUGAUGGGAUCAAUUGGUGGAUUCGGUGGCCUUUUUGAUACUCGCGCUGCGGGUUUUGUUGAUCCGAUUUUAGUGAGUGGUACUGAUGGUGUUGGAACGAAAUUAAAAAUAGCCAUCGAGUCAGGUAAACAUGGAUCAGUAGGUAUUGAUUUAGUAGCGAUGUGUGUAAAUGAUGUGUUAGCACACGGUGCCGAGCCACUUUUCUUCCUGGAUUACUUUGCAUGCGGUAAUCUUGAUGUUAAUGUCGCUGCUGAAGUUGUCAGUGGAAUUGUUGAAGGCUGCAAACGUGCUGGUUGCUCAUUAAUUGGAGGUGAAACUGCUGAAAUGCCUGAUAUGUAUGCUGUUGGUGAUUAUGAUCUUGCUGGAUUUGCUGUCGGUGCUGUUGAACGAACAGAUUUAUUACCUAGAACUAAUGAUAUUAUUGUUGGCGAUGUUGUUAUUGGAUUGCCCUCAUCGGGAGUUCACAGCAAUGGGUUCAGUUUAGUAAGAAAAAUUAUAAAAUUAAGUGGAAUUGAUUUACAUGACACUGCCCCAUUUUCAAAACGUACUAUCGCUGAUGAAUUAUUGGUACCAACUAAAAUAUAUACGCGUAAUGUUGUUGUGGCACUUAAAAGUAAAAUUAUCAAGGCAUUUGCUCAUAUUACAGGCGGUGGAUUGAUCGAAAAUAUACCGAGAAUUUUACCAAAUGAUUUGGGAGUUGUUUUAAAUGCUGAGCAGUGGAAAGUACCGAAAAUUUUUGGAUGGCUCGCUACAGCUGGUGGCGUUAAUGAACUGGAAAUGUUGAGGACAUUUAACUGUGGUAUUGGAGCCGUAAUUAUUUGCUCGAAAGAUAAUCAAGAUCAAGUGCUUAAGGUGUUGGAACAAGAGGAACCAGUAGUUAUUGGAUCGGUUGUUAAAAAAAUAGAAAAAUCCACUGUUGUUAAUAAUUUUUCACGGGCUAUUGGAAUUGAAAUGCGUCAGCAUGUACCUAAAUUGAUUGAGAGAUUAAUGAGCCCGUGUAAAAAAGUGGGAGUACUUAUUUCUGGUAGCGGAACAAAUCUUCAGGCACUUAUUGAUGCAACGAGAGAUCCUGCGCAGCAAAUGGCCGCUGAAAUAGUUAUAGUCAUAUCGAAUAAAGCUGACGUUGAAGGACUUAGACGUGCUGAGCGUGCUGGUAUUCCGACGCGAGUUAUAAAGCACACAGAUUACAAGACACGUCAAGAGUUUGAUGAAGCUAUGGACGCGGAAUUGAUAGCGGCGGAAGUACAAAUCGUUUGUCUUGCGGGAUUUAUGAGGAUUCUGACGGAGAAAUUUGUUAGAAAAUGGAAGGGAGCUUUGUUGAACAUACAUCCAUCACUACUACCAGCUUUUAAAGGAGCUAAUGCACAUAAAGAUGUGUUGGAAAUGGGUGCUAGGGUUACUGGAUGCACUGUUCACUUUGUUGAAGUUGAAAUUGACUCCGGAGCUAUUAUUGAACAAGAGGCAGUUCCAGUUUUACCGAAUGACACUAUUAAAAGUCUACAAGAAAGGGUCAAAAUUGCCGAGCAUAAAAUAUUCCCGAAGGCGUUGCAAUAUCUUGCAACUGGGCGUAUUAAAUUAAAUGAUAAUAAUAAAAUUCAGUGGAAUUAUUAAUUAAAAAAGAAAACUUUUAAAUAUAUCUCUAUUUUUUUAUAAAUAACUUACUAUAAAUAAACGUAAAACUGAUAACGUGAAAACUACUGUUGUCUCAAAGUGUAUAUAUAAUACAAUGACCCGUAGUUUUAUUUUAUAAAUAAUGUUUGGAUGAUUAUUUUUCUAGUUUACUCCAAUGCAAUAAAAUUUUUAAGUGUCGAGAAUAAAAAUAUCAA
Microplitis demolitor is the source of this 3477-nucleotide messenger RNA. It is a transcript of the gene Gart, whose product is annotated as trifunctional purine biosynthetic protein adenosine-3. Bases 248 to 3262 code for a protein of 1004 amino acids. Gene Ontology annotation, cellular component: cytosol. The transcript has 4 exons. Lineage: Eukaryota; Metazoa; Arthropoda; Insecta; Hymenoptera; Braconidae. The record is from RefSeq and is a predicted model, not a curated record. Gene Ontology annotation, molecular function: phosphoribosylformylglycinamidine cyclo-ligase activity; ATP binding; metal ion binding. Gene Ontology annotation, biological process: adenine biosynthetic process; 'de novo' IMP biosynthetic process.